UGGCCGUGGGUUUCUGGGGGAGAGGCGUUAGUUAGGGGAUUGAUGUGAGGGGGUAGGGAGGGACGCACUGUCUGUGGUUGUGGACGCUGCGAUUGAGCUCGAGGUGUGUUGUCGUCGGUCGUGGUUCGAAAAGUUUAAGCUUGUACUGUUUUUGGUCCGUUGCUUACGUAAGGCUGGCACGGACCUGAGGGAGCGGAAAAACUGGGGCGGAGGGUUGUCAGCCUUGUGUAUCCGGGAGGAGCCUGGCGAAUCAGGGACGACGAGGCGGAAAAGUUGGGGUGAGUUCCAAUGUUAAUGUUCGUGGUUUGAUGACCUUAUCUUGAUGUUAUUGUUGUUGACUUGAAGGUUUUGCAUGUUAUGUACGCCUGAAAGAACGACUAUUAUAGCUACAAUACACAUAAGGCCGAUAUGGCGUUGUCCCCGCUGAUUGUAGGAGCGCCCGGCGCAGAUCAAGGCAGGAGUCCACCUGGGGCGAGAUCAAAGCUAUUCGCAGCAACGAAGGCACAGAAUGGCUCAGGAAAUGCGUCGCCGAUUCCUGAAGCUGCGCCUGAUCUGGCGGAGCAGUUGAACAUGGAAGAGAAGGCGAAAUACAUCAAAGGCAAGAAACUCGGAGAAGGAACCUACGCAAACGUCUACCUAGGCACCCUCCGCAGCGACCCCACCCACUUCGUCGCGAUCAAGAAGAUCAAAAUCCAGGCCGAGUACACCGAAGGGCUCGCCCCCGACGCCGUGCGCGAACUCAAGCACCUCCAGGAGCUAUCCCAUCCCAACAUCAUAACUCUUCACUCCGUCUUCUCCUCACGCGACCAGAACCUAAACCUCGUCCUCGAGUUCCUUCCCCUCGGCGACCUGGAGAUGCUUAUCAAAGACGUUGAGGGCGUGCGAUACGGUGCAGCGGAUAUCAAGGCUUGGAUGGGCAUGCUCAGCCGCGCUGUGUGGUUCUGCCACGCUAAUGCGGUGCUGCAUCGCGAUAUCAAGCCUAAUAACUUGCUAAUCGCCGCUGAUGGGAUGGUCAAACUUGCGGAUUUCGGUCUUGCGCGCGCAUUCGCGGAUCCGUAUAAGCAGAUGACCAGCAACGUCAUCACGCGCUGGUACCGCCCGCCUGAGCUGCUCUUCGGCGCGCGUCACUACUCCGGCGCCGUCGAUAUCUGGGCCGUCGGACUGGUAUUCGCGGAGCUGCUGAUCCGCACGCCCUACCUGGCUGGUGACACAGAAGUGCACCAAAUCAGCCUGAUCUGCCAAGCAAUCGGAACACCAACAGAAGAAGUCUGGCCUGGCGUCAGCAAACUCCCCGAAUACACCGUUCCCGAGCCGCACAACCCGGUCAGGGGCCGCGAGACCUACCUCGGGACCUUCGGGACCGCGGGGUACGAGGGCGUGGAUCUCCUGAUGGCGAUGUUGGUGUUGGACCCGCGGGCGCGGAUUACGGCGCAGGCGGUGCUGGAACAUCCGUGGUGGAGCUGCGAGCCGAGGCCGACGAGGAAGGAGGAUUUGCCGCGGAAGGGGGGUGGAGCGGAGGCGGUGGGGAAGGAUAUGGGGAGGGGGGCGGGGGUGGUGGGGAGUGAGGAGAGGCCGGCGGUGGCGAGGAAGUUGGAUUUUGGGGCGAUGAGAUAGGGUAGUAUGGCGGUAUGAGCGGGUUGGGUUGGGGAAUGGGCGUUUGGGUUUGGCGGGGAGUUUUGUGUGGUUUAGAGACAGAGGGGUUGUUUUGCAGAGAUUGGGUAGAGAAAGACGGAAGUGAGAUCGGGGUAUUAGUUAAUCAAUGACAAAAUAUCCGCAGUGUCAAGGCGAACCGUAGACUGGGGAUUUCGUCUAUCCUGCAUGCUUGUUGAGAAGAAUAUCACGUCAUCUAAUUUCCAAUCAGUUAUGCGGAAAGAGAAAAGGGUAGAUCGAGUGAAUUACAUCAACACCCUCAUCACAACGGA
This is a messenger RNA of Pseudogymnoascus verrucosus, 1922 nucleotides long. It is a transcript of the gene KIN28, whose product is annotated as TFIIH complex serine/threonine-protein kinase subunit kin28. Gene Ontology annotation, molecular function: cyclin-dependent protein serine/threonine kinase activity; ATP binding; RNA polymerase II CTD heptapeptide repeat kinase activity. Gene Ontology annotation, biological process: positive regulation of transcription by RNA polymerase II; protein phosphorylation. Bases 409 to 1614 code for a protein of 401 amino acids. The record is from RefSeq and is a predicted model, not a curated record. NCBI's taxonomy places the organism in Eukaryota, Fungi, Ascomycota, Leotiomycetes, Thelebolales, Thelebolaceae. Gene Ontology annotation, cellular component: cytoplasm; transcription factor TFIIH holo complex; transcription factor TFIIK complex. The transcript has 2 exons.